Molecule: messenger RNA, 523 nt
Organism: Hibiscus syriacus
Lineage: Eukaryota; Viridiplantae; Streptophyta; Magnoliopsida; Malvales; Malvaceae
Product: probable calcium-binding protein CML17
Exons: 1
Coding region: 29-523 (164 amino acids)
Molecular function (GO): calcium ion binding; enzyme regulator activity
Source: RefSeq, a predicted model, not a curated record
AUAUAGACAUUUUGAAGUUUCUUUUUUUAUGAGCAUGAACAACAAGCAAACGACAAAGCUAGACGAAGAGCAACUCGCAGAACUACGAGAGAUCUUUCAAUCAUACGAUAGGAACAAAGAUGGUAGCCUAACACAAUUGGAACUCGGUUCACUUUUGCGGUCAUUAGGGCUAAAUCCAAGCUCGGACCAGGUGGAAGCCUUGAUAGAAAAGGCAGAUGCAAACAACAAUGGGCUGGUGGAGUUCCCGGAGUUCGUGACGAUAGUAGCGCCGGAGCUUAUGUUGGAGGAGAAAUCACCCUACAGCGAGGAGCAACUGAAGCUGUUGUUUAAGUUGUUUGAUAGUGAUGGCAAUGGCUUCAUCACAGCGGCUGAGUUGGCUCAGUCUAUGGAGAAGCUCGGACUUUCAUUCACGGUGGAAGAGUUGACGGAUAUGAUCAUGGAAGCCGAUACUGACGGCGACGGAAAGAUCAGUUUUGAAGAAUUCUCUUAUGCAAUUACUUCUGCUUCUUUUGAUAAUUCUUAG